GAGGUUCUUCAUGCAUUCUCUUUGCUGUGCUGGGUUGUAGAAAGUGAAAAGAACAUGGCGUCUCAAGGAAUUCAGCUCAUCGGCAUUGUUGCGGCCUUGCUGGGCUGGCUGGGGUCCAUCGUCAGCUGCGGUCUGCCUCAAUGGAGAGUCACGGCCUUUGUCGGCCCCAACAUUGUGACUGCGCAGAUCAUCUGGGAGGGAAUCUGGAUGAGCUGCGUUGUCCAGAGUACUGGGCAGAUGCAGUGCAAGGUCUAUGACUCCAUGCUGGCCCUCAGCUCAGACCUGCAGGCCGCCAGGGCCAUGAUCAUCAUCUCUAUCUUGGCUGGCAUCUUUGGGAUUGUGAUGUCCAUGGCUGGAGGCAAGUGCACCAACUGUAUUGAGGACGUGCGCAGCAAAGCCAUGGCGUGCAUCACAGCUGGAGUCCUGUUCGUAAUCGCCGGCUUGCUGUGUCUGAUCCCUGUCUCGUGGUCAGCUCAUACCAUCAUCUCAGACUUCUACAACCCCAUGAUGUCCGAGGCGCAGCGGAGGGAGCUGGGGACAUCUCUCUACAUUGGCUGGGCGUCUGCUGGUCUGUUGAUGAUGGGUGGAGGACUUCUGUGCUGGAAUUGUCCUCCAAAGGAGCAGCAGCGCAUCUACAACCCCAAAUUCUCACCUGUCAGAUCUACCGUCACUUCUAGGGAAUACGUCUGAGAGACUGGAACAUCCAUAUUAGUUCACUGACUUUCUAUGUUCAACAUGGAAAAUCCAAAUCACUGUAAAUCUAUAAUUCAUGUUGUUUAGCUUGGCUGAAACCUCAAAACUGGGAUGACUAAUUAGACCAACUACUGGAGAAGUGCAUGAAAAUGCCGUAUGUCAAUUAUCUUUUUUCAGCAGUUGAUUAAAGCACUCCAAGUGCAUCUCCCUAUCACUGUUGUCGGAUCAAAACUUUGCAUCUCCAAAAUGGUAAGUUUAUAGGAGAAGGAAAAAAACCUACUC
Molecule: messenger RNA, 975 nt
Organism: Pygocentrus nattereri (red-bellied piranha)
Lineage: Eukaryota; Metazoa; Chordata; Actinopteri; Characiformes; Serrasalmidae
Product: claudin-4-like
Exons: 1
Coding region: 55-690 (211 amino acids)
Biological process (GO): bicellular tight junction assembly; cell adhesion
Cellular component (GO): plasma membrane; bicellular tight junction
Molecular function (GO): structural molecule activity
Source: RefSeq, a predicted model, not a curated record